CCCGGGCUUUUUGGUAUGGAUGUAACAGCGUGGGAACUCGAACAAAUAAUCGGUUCGGCUUCAAGUGAAAAGGUCAAAUAUGGAAAGCGGAAAGCCGAAUACAGUCCUUUAGAGGAAAAGAACAAACGUUUAAAAGCUGAGAACUCGGUUUCAAACCAUGAAAAAGUUGUCGAAACUCCAGCUACAAAGUCUGCUAUUGAAGAGCGCAAGCCUGCAACAAAUGAUUUAAUAAAUCCUGUCAUUUAUAAAGAAAUACAAGGCAUUUUAGAACAUCGUAAUAAAUGCACAUUGAAAAUCCACGGACUCCCUGCCAAGACAACCAUAAAUGAAUUGGAAAAACUGGCUCCGGAAGCAAAAGCCUAUCGUUUACCAUGGAUAACUCGUCUUUACCGAUGCCAUGGAUUCGCCUUCCUGGAGUUCGAAUCAGAGGAACAAGCCUUGAUGCAUAAAGAAAAACUCCACAAAAAACUUUAUGGGAACAAAACUUUAUUCGCCAGUGUUGGGAAGUUCAUCUCAGAAUGUAUUGAUGACUAUGAUUGCAAAAUGCUUGUCCUUUAUGGAGUAAAUUACAAUGUUAAGAAAGGUGAAAUAGCAAGAAAAUUUCCUUCUUCCACUAAUAUAUCACUCGAUAAAACUAGUCACUUAAAUGCUAGACAUAAACCUGGCGUCGCUUACUUGACUUUUGCAUCAGAAGAAGAUGCUGUGAAUGCCAUUAAAUGUAGGCAAGGUUGCUUAUUGAGAGGUCGAAAAGUAUCCGUUCUUUUCCACACAAAACAACAAGAAAAAAGUAAGAAUUGUCUUUUAGUUCGUGGCUUAAGUAAAAAGGUGAAUAAAGACGAUCUUCUGGCUGUAUUUCCUCAAGCAUCAACGGUUCAUAUUAAUCACUUUCGCGGUGAAGCUCGAAUUAUGUAUGAUUUAGAGGAGGAUUGUCUUUUGGACCAAAAACAAGCAAAAGAUGUGUCGAUCGGUGGUCGGAAAAUCCAGGUUUUUUCGAUUUCUGUUAAAAAAAAGGAUACAUCCCAUUCAUUACCUAAAACUGGACAGUCCGGAAUUUCUAACGCAGAUAAGGAUGUGCCAUCAAGUAUAGUAAUAGAUAGAUCUACUCUGCCUUUAUGUGAAGAAACCAUGUUUAAGUUAUUUCCAAAAGCAAUUGACUUCUGCAUACCCUCACAGUCAGUUUCUCAAAAUAGUGUGGCGUGUGUUAAAUUCGCCACUUUAUCACAAGCUAAAAGAGCGAUCAAAUCAUUAGAUGGCAAAUCAAUGCGAGCUAGAAUAGCCAAUCCGAAAAGAAUGAGACUUCUUGGCAUUUCUAAAACGUUUACUACAGAGAAAAAGGAUGGAACUAAUAUACCUCUUUUUCCUACUAAGGUCGAUCAUAAUAAAACUAGUCAGGAAGUCAAACGAAACAAGAAACAUCACAGAUCUAAAGCUAGAUUUCCGAGUAAACAUGUAAAUUUCUAAAUAAAUAUAAUACUACAAUUAAACUCGUCUUCUGAUUAAUUUUGUGAUCAAAAUAUUUGAUACAGUAUUUAUGUCAUCAAUCCAAUUUUGAAUAAUAUCUACAUAAUUUUUAUUAUUACCAUAAAAAACUAAUAUACAAGGGCAAUUUGUGACUGACUAGUUUUAAAAAUAAUUCCUAAGUCUGAAACCACUAGGAAUUUAUUGCUAUCAGACUUCAACAUUUUCAUGAAAUCACGAAAAAAUAAAUUAAAAACAUGAAAUAUCGACAUCGUUUCAUACAUACGUCACUAGUAAAAUUAGCUGAACCUACCAGCGUGUAAAGAAAUCGUCAGCAAACAUUCCUUCUCUUUCCACUUCAUAACAACAAUCAAAUUAAUAUCCCACAAAAAUAUAUCGCAAAAUUCCUAAAACCAUUGACAAAACUUCCCUACCCUAUGUGAGCUAUCGCACAUGUCUAUAGAGAUAUAUGUAGUUUUCGUUUCGGACGAUAG
Schistosoma guineensis is the source of this 1952-nucleotide messenger RNA. The record is from the annotation of a GenBank genome assembly. NCBI's taxonomy places the organism in Eukaryota, Metazoa, Platyhelminthes, Trematoda, Strigeidida, Schistosomatidae.